Molecule: messenger RNA, 7797 nt
Organism: Clonostachys solani
Lineage: Eukaryota; Fungi; Ascomycota; Sordariomycetes; Hypocreales; Bionectriaceae
Source: the annotation of a GenBank genome assembly
AUGGACUCGAUUGCUAUCAUCGGGUACUCAUUCAAGCUCCCCGGAGCGGCUGAGGAUGACGCAUCCUUGUGGGAUAUGCUGGAGCACGGCCGGAAUGUCAUGACCCCCUGGCCGAAAUCGAGGACGAAUGUUGAUGCAUUCUACGAUCCAGAAUCGUCGAGACCGAACACGCUUCACCACAAGGGAGCGCACUUCGUCGAUGGAGACCUCACAGCUUUCGAUGCGCCCUUCUUCGCCAUGUCCUCGAGGGAGGCCACCUCUAUGGACCCCCAGCAGCGAUGGCUACUGGAAGCAUCUUAUCGAGCAUUCGAAAAUGCUGGAAUCCCGGCUGAAAAAGUCGCCGGCACAGAGACGUCGGUGUUCGCGGCCUCCAUGGGGACAGACUUCAUGAAUAUUGUCUCCAAGGAUGCCGACACAGCCCCGGUCAAUACGGCCACCGGAACCACGGCCUCGUUCUUGGCCAGCAGAUUGAGUUGGUAUUUCGAUCUCAAGGGGCCUAGCAUGCAGGUCAACACCGCAUGUUCGACCAGCAUGAUUGCCAUAGAUCUGGCAUGCCAGUCUCUGCGAAGCAAUCAGUGCUCCAUGUCCCUGGUUGCAGGAGCCAAUAUCCUGAUCGAUGCCGAGUGCUCUAUGUUCUUGAAUAACAUGGGUUUCUUGUCCCCAGACAGUCUGUGCUACAGCUUCGAUGAACGAGCCAACGGCUAUGCCAGAGGUGAGGGUGUCAUUGUAGUUCUCUUGAAGAGAUUACCAGACGCGAUCCGAGAUGGCGACACGAUUCGCGCUGUCAUUCGCGGCACAGACACAAACCAAGAUGGACACACUCCUGGCAUUACAAUGCCAAGUGCUGCUUCCCAAGAGGCACUGAUUCGGAAGGUGUACAAGACCAAUGGCCUGAGUUUUGACCAAACACGCUACAUCGAAGCUCACGGUACUGGUACCCAGAUCGGAGACACGAUUGAGACAUCUGCAGUUGGUCGAGUGUUUCGGCAUAGCCGCUCUCCUGAAGAACCACUCUAUGUGGGAUCUAUCAAAGCAAAUGUCGGCCAUCUUGAAGGAGGCAGCGGUUUGGCCGGAAUCAUCAAAGGUAUCCUGAUGCUCGAAAAGGGAGUCAUCCCGCCCAACGCCAACUUUGAGAAGCUAAACCCCAAAAUCAACGCCAAACUGUACAACAUCAAGAUCCCUACCUCGGUUGUUCCAUGGCCUAGCAAGGGGCUGCGCCGCAUUGGCAUCAACUCGUUUGGGUUUGGCGGUUCAAACGGCCAUGUAAUCAUGGAUGAUGCCUACCAUGUUCUCGAAAGUUUAGGGCAAAAGGCAAAUCACCACACCAUAGUUGAUGUCCCUUCGCCUGUCACGAAUGGCAAUGGACAUGUCAAUGGUGACGAGCCCGCCGCCGAGGCAGUCACAAAUGGCAAUGGCUAUGAGGCUACGAAUGGACAUUCUGAAGCGACUGAGACGGCCACAAAUGGCAAUGGUCAUGAGGCUGUGAAUGGACACGUUGAGGCAGCUGAGACGGCCACAAAUGGUAAUGGACAUGAAGCUACGAACGGACAUACCGCCACAACUGCUCCUGAUAUCCAGCUAUCCGACCUCAAGCUUUUGGUAUGGAGCGCCAAAGACGAAGCUGCCUUGAAGCGCGUACUUCAACAAUACUCUAAACACUAUGAAGUUGCUGGUCUGGAUCAAGACCUGGAGGCCUUGGCUUACACUCUUUCCCAGAGGCGAAGCAUAAUGAGCUGGAAAUCCUUUACUGUUACUAACAGCAAAACCGGUCCUGCAGCUAUCUCGAAGAGUGUUUCGAGUUCAACACGAUCAUCCAGGCAGUCCACUUUGGCCUUCGUCUUCACAGGACAGGGUGCUCAGUAUGCCAAGAUGGGUCUUGAGUUGAUCCAGUACCCUGUUUUCAAGUCAACUUUGGAACAAAUUGACAGAAUCUUCACUCAAUUGGGAGCCGAGUGGUCGCUUUUCGACAAACUUCAGAGCAAGGACGAAAUAAGCAAGCCCCAGUACAGCCAACCGCUAUGCACGGCUCUUCAAAUAGCGCUGAUUGAGCUGCUUGAGUCCUUCAACAUUACCCCGUCUGCCGUCGUGGGCCAUUCCUCAGGAGAGAUUGCUUCCGCGUACUCUGCUGGCGCGCUGUCUCUUGAAUCGGCGUGUAAAGUGGCAUAUCAUCGUGGUAGGCUCGCAGGUCAGCUUGUUGCGACCUUGAGUGCAACACCUGGAGCAAUGAUGUCGGCCAAUCUCCAAGAAGAUGAGGUCGAGGAGUACUUGGCAAAGAUUCCUCUCAAGUCGACUGUGCACAUCGCUUGCGUCAACAGUCCCACCAACGUCACGCUCUCCGGAGAUGAAGCUGACAUUGACGUCUUGAAGGAGUAUCUGGAUGAGUCCAGCAUCUUCGCCCAGAAGCUGAAGACAGGCGUGGCAUAUCACUCCCCUGCUAUGCAAUCGAUUGCCGAUGAAUACCUCCAGUCUCUAGGUGAUUUGCAAGAGGGAGACGCUCGCCGUGGAGAUAUUCUGAUUGUUUCGUCUGUCACUGGACAGAAGGAGGCACGCUCUCAGUUCACAGAGGCUAGCUACUGGGUAGAGAACCUGACGUCGCAAGUUCGAUUCAGUGAUGCACUCCAGUAUAUUGCUGUGGCGGCCCCUGAGGCGGAUGGACUCGCCUCGAUCACCGACUACCUCGAAGUUGGACCGCACGCAGCUCUGAAGCGGCCAGUCAGCGACACUCUUACCCCAGUCGACAACAAGAAGGGCUGGAGAUAUUCCUCUCUCCUUUCGAGACUGGAAUCCCCGGUCAAAUCAGUGCUGGAAUCAGUCGGUCGCCUCUUCUCCCAAGGGUUCCCAGUGUCAGUUCUUGCCGCCAACCAGCAGCAAGACAUUCCCCUUCCCGUUCCCUUCCUCACCAACACUCCUCAGUAUCCCUUUGACCACUCUCAAACUUACUGGCACGAGUCGCGCAUCAGCCGACAAUGGCGACAACGCGAGCCUACUAAGGGUAGCCUUCUUGGGUUCCGGUCAGCUGACUGGAACCCCCUCGAGCCACGCUGGCGCAAGAUUCUCAGUGUAGAGGAGAUGCCCUGGCUCGCAGAUCACGUUGUCGAGGAAACCAUUUAUCUCCCUGCUACGGGAUCACUGGUCAUGGCUCUCGAAGCUGUCAAUGAGAUGGACGAGAGGCCCAAGGCCAUAUCUGGUUACAGGAUCAAGGACGCAACCUUCAAAGCCCCCAUCGUCAUUCCUGCCGACGAGGGCAAGGCUGAGGUUGUGACGCAGCUGCGCCGGCUUCAGCUGGCCCAUACCAAGGCCACGCCUCGCUACGAGGUCAAAUUAUUUACCUGCGCUGACGAUUACUGGAACGAAUGCUUGAGUGUCACCAUCUUCGUUGAAUACAAAGAUAUUGCUCCGAACGAAGUGGAUGGAGGACAAGAAGCCGUCAUUGCCGCUGAGGCACUGGCUCGCACAUUCUCUAGUGCGGAUGAGCUGUGCAAGGACACUAUCGAGACUGAAACUUUCUACAACUGGCAUAAAGAGCAGGGCCUCAAGUACGGCGACGCCUUCCUGUUAGCUGACCACCUCCGCUGGAAUGGUGAAGAUCUUGCAAUGUCUACUGUUGACGUUGCGCCUCCCGCAGAGCCAUACAAGGGUAUUUUCCACCCGGCAGUGCUUGACGCUUCUUGCCAGAUGUGUUUCAUCUCGCCUUCACAGGGAAUGGUAAAGAAACUGCCAACCAUCAUCCCCCACAAGAUCUCAUCCGCCUGGCUCUCCGCCACUGGCUGGCAGUAUCCCGAUACCAACCGCAUCCGAACAAUGGCGAAGUCCAAGGUCAAGAGCACCUCCAUGGGAGCUGAAGCUUCAUUCAUUGUCGUGGGAGAUGACGGGAAGCCACUCUGCCACGUAGAGCAUGUGGACAUGCACCCCGUUAAGGGCGAAGAUGAGGCAGCCAGUACAGAUGUACCGAAAUUGCUACACGGUAUCAACUGGAAGCCUCAGCUGUCACUUCUUAAGCCUGACCAGCUUCAGAAGUUCUGCAAUGUGGAUCACUUUGAUGAUGAUGAGACCGAAGCAGCCAAAUACUGCAUCAGGCUCAAGAACGUCUGCUUGGCAGCCAUGAAGUUCCACAUGAAAGAGAUGCAAGAGACGGACUGGUCCAAAGCGCCAUCCCACAUGAAGCAGUUUGUCGCUUGGAUGGAAAGAGAACUCGGAAAGAACACUGUUGAGACCCUGACCGCUGAAGAACUGGCCAAGGAGCUGGACGUGGUGCGCGAGAUGCGGCCAGCAGCCAGAAUGUUCAUCGAGAUCGCCGAAAAGCUUGCGACAAUCGUCAGCGGUGAGACGGACAUUGUAGGACUCUUGUUCUCGACUUCUCUGGCCCAGGACCUCUACGACACGCUCUUUGAGCGCAUGGACAACCCCAAGCUUGAGUCAUACGUCCAGCUCCUGGCGCACGAAGUCCCCGAGCAGAAGAUCCUCGAAGUUGGCGCUGGCACUGGUGGCAUGACGAGCGUCCUCCUGUCUUACCUUGAUCGCCUCGAGGAGCGCACUGGCGGAACUGCCUUCUCAGAGUACGCCUACAGUGACAUCUCGACUGGAUUCUUCGACAAGGCUCUUAAGCGUUUUGGCAAGUUCCAAGAUCGCAUGACUUUCAAGACUUUUGAUCUUGAGAAGGAUCCCCUCACUCAGGGGUGGCAGGCACGAUCUUACGAUGUCAUCUUUGCCGGCAGUGUUAUCCAUGCUACUCGCAACCUCAACAACACGAUCCAGAACCUCCAAAAGCUCCUGAAGCCAGGCGGUAAGCUGAUCAUGCAUGAAACUACAGCCGAGGAGUGUUUCCAGAUCUCAUUUGGCUUUGGUCCCCUGUCUGGUUGGUGGCUAAGCGAGGAGGAGUACCGUCCGUGGGGUCCGAUCAUCACAGUUCCUGAAUGGGACAGAGUACUCAAGGAGAAUGGAUUUUCCGGAAACGACCUGGUCAUCAAAGAUUUCCAGAGUGAUGACGCCUACUGGGGUAGUAUGAUCAUGACUACUCUUGGGCAACCAGCGGGCAGCGAGCUUCAAGAGACCGAGAUCCUGCUCGUGGUAGAUGAAGAAGACAGCUACAAGGUGACCCUGGCUUCGUUGAUCGUUGAGGCCUGGGCUGCCAAUGGCCGGGGAUACAAGCCCAAAACUGUUUCUCUGGGACAGUUGGACGAAGCGUCCCUUUCUUCGACAAAGUAUGAGCACGUCGUAUUCUUGGGAGAACAAGGCUCUUCUUUCCUAGCCAAUCUGUCUGAGGCGGCUUUCGGCAAGCUUAGGGCGUUCAUCAACGCUUCAAAGAACAUCUUGUGGGUAUCUACAGUUGAUGGCAGCGAUCCUUCCGUGUCUGCUUAUGCCGGACUCAAGGAUGGUUUCCUCCGAACUCUUCGCUCGGAGUAUCAAGGAAAACGCAUUGUAUCCCUUACUUUGCCCGACACACAUUUGCCCGAGGCAUCUGCCGCAGACAAGAUUGUGUCCGUCUUUGCAUCCGCAUUUGACAUUCUGUCUCCAGAAGAUGAAUACUUAGUUAAGGAUGACUUGAUCCUGACUGGCAGGGUCAUCCAGGAAACAGCCCUGAACCAGAACAUGGGAUCCUCAGUUGUUCCUCAAAUAAAGAAGGAGAGCUGGCUCCCUGGACCCCCACUCAAGGUCGACGUGUUGAAGCGUGGAUCGAUUGAUACAUUGAGCUUUGUUGAGGACCCCGAAUACUAUGAGCCUCUCAAGCCAAAGGAGGUCGAAGUUGAAGCCAAAGCUUGGAGUGUCAAUUUCCGUGACAUUUUCCUCGCCCUCGGUCGUCUUGAGGACGCGGAAGGUAUGGGAUCAGACUGCGCCGGUAUCGUCACCAGAGUCGGCUCCGAGGUCACGGCCUUCAAGCCCGGCGAUCGUGUUAUUAUGGGCAGCACCGGAUGUAUGAAGAUGUAUGCCCGAGAUGAGGAGGGAUGCAUUACCAUGAUGCCGGAUUCCUUGUCAUUCGAGGGAGCAUGCAGUAUCCUGAAUGGAGGUUCUACCUCGUACUACGCUCUCGUCGAGGUCGCUCGCCUGCAGAAGGGUGAGAAGAUUCUCAUCCACGCAGGAUCGGGUGCUACUGGACAGCUCGCGAUCCAGAUCGCUCAGAUGGUUGGAGCCGAGAUAUUUACCACAGUAGGCUACGAUCACAAGAAGCGUCUCCUCAUGGAUGAGUAUAAUAUCCCAGAGGAUCACAUCUUCUACAGCCGUGACACGAGCUUUGCCAAGGGUGUAAAGCGAGUGACCAACGGCUACGGUGUAGACGUUGUGCUCAACUCACUUGCCGGAGACGGGUUGAUCGCAUCCUGGGAGUGUAUCGCUCCUCACGGACGAUUCAUCGAGAUCGGCAAGUCUGAUAUCCACAACAACUCAUCCCUGCCCAUGGCCUACUUCGCCAAGAAUGUGACCUUCUCCGCUGUCGAUCUGCGCCAUGUGGCACAGUGCCGAAAGGACAUCUCGGCGAAAUUGCUUCCUGGGUUGAUGGUCCUAGCUGAGGAAGGCAAGGUCUAUCCCUGCAAGCCGACCGUAACGUACGGGCUCGAGGAAAUUCACGAAGCCUUCCGAUUGCUCCAGAGCGGAAAGAAUACUGGCCGAAUCGUGGUCAAGAUCGAACCCGGUGCCAAGGUUGAGAAACACCUCAUCAACCGUAGACUGUGGACUUUCCCAGAGAAUGCCACCUAUCUCAUCGCAGGAGGCCUCGGAGGUAUCGGACGCUCCAUUCUUACAUGGAUGGCCAGCAAGGGAGCUAAGAAUCUCGUUGUCCCUACACGAUCUGGAGCGUCAUCCGAAGCAGCGGCCGAGACAGUCAAGGCUUUGACUGAGCAAGGCGUAAAUAUCCUGACGCCCAAAUGCGAUGUUACAUCGAAGGAAUCACUCUCUAAGUUGCUUGAAGAGGUCAAGACUACUAUGCCGCCGAUCCGAGGAUGCAUCAACGCAGUCAUGGUGCUACAGGACUCAGUAUAUGAAAACAUGACUCACGCACAGUGGGAUACAGCCGUCCGCUCAAAGGUUGGCUCCUCGGUAAACCUCCACAACCUCCUGGGUGACGGUCUAGACUUUUUUAUUCUCCUUUCCUCGGGUGCUGGUAUCGUCGGAAACAUCAGUCAGUCCAACUACGCAGCCGGAUCAACAUUCCAAGAUGCCUUGGCUCGCUACCGUGUAUCCAAGGGCCAACGUGCAACAGCCAUCGAUUUGGGGCUGAUGCGAACUAUUGGUAUCGUGGCUGAGACAGAGACACUACAGAGGAACUUUGAGAGGUCAAUCGGACUCGCCCAGAUUGAGGAGGAUGAGUUCUUGACACUGAUGGAUAUCUGCUGCAAUCCCGUGGAAUCCAAUAUCGAGAACAAGAGCCAAAUGACAGUUGGCCUCAUCACACCAGCAGACAUGCUUGCAGCAGGAGUAGAGGUUGCUGAAAUGCUACAGAGACCGCUGUUCUCCUACUUCAGCCGCCCACGCGGCCUCGCGUCUUCCGGCAACGUUGCAGAUACCGUGAAUUUUGCAGCUUUGUUCCGGCAGGCCACAUCAGCUGAGGAGCGCGCCGGUAUUGUCACAGAAGCUCUGGCGACUAAGCUGGCAAGGGCUCUGACGAUGAAGGUCGAGGACAUUGAGACUGACCAGCCCAUCUACAGCUAUGGAGUGGACUCAUUGGUGGCCAUUGAACUGCGGAAUUGGAUAUCAAAGGAGUUCGGCGCAGAUGUGCCGGUCUUCGAAAUCAUUGGAGGAAAGUCAGUGUCGGCACUCGGUGAUCUGGUGACGAAGUCGACUCAUGUAACCAAGAAAGCGGCUUGA